GUUGAGUUUAUAUUUAUGCUAUAAUCUAAUUCUUAUUUACACUAUUUAUUUUAUGAAGUUUUUCUUUAAUGAUUUUAAGACCAACUUGAUGUGCCACACAGGAAUGAAUCUACAAACACUACAUUCUCAUAGAAACAUCGUUUCAAUCUAAAUGAUCACUCGGUGUUUGGUUUGAAUUUUAAAAUAUUUAAUUAACAGUAAUGGCUAUUGUUACUGUUCGUUUUACGGAUUUUUCUUAUUUGAAGUUUCAGAUUAAGAACCAGAAGAUAUGAAAAGAGUAUUUUCUCUGCUGAAUUUUUUCAGAAAUGUUUCAUUUAGACAUUAUAUAAAGAGGUCUAUGGGUGCUGCUAUUCCAUUUGGUCUUGAUUUGAGUUCUCAUUCCAAGGAAAGCCCCUCUCUUUGGAAAGAAAAGGAGAAACCAUUCAAUGUGUAUAGUGCAAAAAAUAGUUGUUUUUUAAUACAAAAAGAAAUGGUCGUCCUAAUGCAACUUGGCAACAAUUCAUUAGUUUGCAGCGGGCAAAUGCCAUAUACCCUGCUCAGAUCUCUCAUGCUAACAAUUUACAAGGGAUGAUAAUUGUGAAUGGGUUAUGGUUGAACAACUUGCAUCAACAGAAGCAAAUUUACUUCGACAGAUCAAUCUUGGAUAAACAAAGUACUUUUGUUUAC
Molecule: messenger RNA, 666 nt
Organism: Cuscuta campestris
Lineage: Eukaryota; Viridiplantae; Streptophyta; Magnoliopsida; Solanales; Convolvulaceae
Source: the annotation of a GenBank genome assembly